CCGCGUCCCCGCUGCGGGGCGGAGCGAGGCGGAGCCGCCCCACGAGCCGCUCCGGAGCCGGCGGAGCGCUUCGGGCUCCGGGAGGGGAGCUCGAUGACACCCAGAAAGAAGCUGGAGGGUCUCGUCGCUGCCACAGUCACCCCGAUGACUCCUGAUGGACAAAUCAACCUUUCAGUGAUUUGCCAGUAUGUGGAUUACCUGGUAAACGAGCAGAACGUGAAGAACAUCUUCGUGAAUGGCACCACGGGAGAAGGCCUGUCCCUCAGCAUCCAGGAGAGGAAGCAGUUGGCAGAAGAAUGGAUGCGCCAAGGAAAAGACAAGCUGGAUCAUGUGAUAAUUCACGUGGGAGCAUUAAGUCUACCGGACUCCCAAGAGCUGGCUAGACACGCAGCAGCCAUAGGCGCUAGUGGUAUUGCAGUAAUAGCUCCCUCCUUCUUCAAACCCACAAACAAAGAUGCACUCCUUGGUUUCUUACAGAAAGUUGCAUCUGAAGCCCCUACGGUUCCAUUUUAUUACUAUCACAUUCCAACCCUGACGGGUGUAAAGAUUCGUGUUGAGGAGCUGCUGGAUGGAAUAAGAGAGCAGAUCCCCACCUUCCAGGGUGUGAAGUUCAGCGACACAGACCUCUUGGACCUUGCACAGUGCAUAAACAAGAAUGAGAGAGAACAGUUUGUGUUUCUCUAUGGGGUAGAUGAGCAACUGUUGAGUGCACUGGCAGUAGGGGCAAAUGGAGCAGUUGGAAGUAGGGAAUCACUGCUAUCCUCAUUAUAUUGUACCUACAACUACUUAGGUAGGAAAGCCAACCUGAUGUUGCAAGCUUUUGCAAAGCCAGACCUUGCAUUGGCACGGAAGUAUCAGUUUCUCGCAGGGGAGUUUCUCAACUUUGUCAUCAAGCUAGGUUUUGGUGUUGCACAGACGAAAGCUGUAAUGACUUUUGUUUCUGGCAUCCCCAUGGGACCUCCACGGCUUCCACUUGUUAGUGCCUCCGAGGAAUUCAUUACCAAGGCCAAAGCCAAGCUGGAGAGCAUUGUGUGGCCUGAUGGUGACUGACUUCACUCCCACGUCGGUGUGGAAGCGGGGGCUCCUUUUCUGGGAUUCACGGUCGCUUGGCACACUCCUCAUGCAGUGGGCUGGUUUGGCUGUGAUCUCCUUCAGGAAAAUGAAAGUAAUCGGCCUGGAAGGACUGGCACACACGUAGCCAGCUGCCUGUUUAACUUCACUCUGCUCCCCUGGAGCUCUGCACUGCCCAGCACUGGCUGCUGUCAUUUAAGAAAAAAAAAAAAAAAAAAA
Numida meleagris (helmeted guineafowl) is the source of this 1290-nucleotide messenger RNA. RefSeq names its product N-acetylneuraminate pyruvate lyase (gene NPL). Lineage: Eukaryota; Metazoa; Chordata; Aves; Galliformes; Numididae. Gene Ontology annotation, molecular function: N-acetylneuraminate lyase activity; 4-hydroxy-tetrahydrodipicolinate synthase activity. The transcript has 13 exons. The record is from RefSeq and is a predicted model, not a curated record. The coding region runs from base 94 to 1050 and encodes 318 amino acids. Gene Ontology annotation, biological process: N-acetylneuraminate catabolic process.